AUGUCGGACAACAAGGAGAACGUCGAGGUCGCUCCGCCUCAGGACGCGCCCGCCGCCGAGCACGCCGAGCCGUCGACGCCCAAAGAGGCGACGCCAACCCCCGAAGGAACGCCUAAGACGCCCAAGGAGACGCCCAAGGGAACGCCCAAGGAGACGCUCAAGGAGACGCCCAAGGGAACACCCAAGGCCAACGGCGAGUCCAAGGCCCCGGCAGCUGCUAAGCGCCCCGGCACGGCCACGACCUCGACCACGACCACCCGUCGCCCCGGCACGGCGUCCUCCGCCACGAGCUCCAAGACCGCGACGGCCACGACCUCGACCCGCACCGCUGGUGGCCUGGCUAAGCCGCCCACGCGUCCGCCCACCACCACAACGACGGCCGCCCGUCGCUCGACGGCUGCGCCUACGACCUCUGCCGCGAGCCACCGCAGCCGCCCCAGCGUGAGCGCCAGCGAGGACGAGAAGAAGCCGACACUGAGCUCGGCCGCCCGGCGGACUAGCUCCAUCAUGUCCAGUCCCGGCCGGACCACGGCCGACAAGAAGACGACCACGGCCACCACCACGGCCGCCGCGCGCCGGCCCACGACCUCUUCGACUUCUGCCACCGCCAGCCCGAGGACCUCGACCAUCGCCUCUAGGACGGGCAGCACCGCCACCUCGGCGACGCGAACGGCCGCCGCGACUCGCUCCACUGCGGCCACGGGCACGACCGAGGCUCGCAAGCGACUCUCCACCGUUGGCGUGCCCGCUGCCGCCUCUGCUACCCGAACGACCACCCGCCCCGCUGCCAAGUCCGACGCUUCUACCGCUUCCUCCAAAGAGCUCGAGGACCUCAGGUCCAAGGUCGCCGAGGGCACCGCCGAGAUCGAGACCCUUAAGGCGCAGAUCAAGACAUCGGAAGAGACUAUUUCCGAGCUCCGCGAGCAGGCGGCCAACGCUCCUGCCACCAGCCAGGAUGCCGAGGAAAAGCCCGUCGAGGACAAUGAUGAAGCUGUCGCCGCUCUCAAGUCUGAGCACGAGUCCGCCGUUGCCACCCUGGAGAGUCGCGUGAACGAGGUCCACGAGAAGCUGGAGGCGGCCGAGGCAGAACUCGACAAGCUCAAGACCGACCUGGCGGCUGCGAUUGGCGCCAAGGAGGCGGUCGAGUCGGAGCUCGAGGCAGUAAAGAAGUCGCUCCAGACGAUCCAGGCUGAGAACGACGAGAAGCUCCAGGCCAGUGAAAGCGCUCUGCAAAAAGCUCUCGAAGAGCAGUCCGCAAAGAUCGAGGAGCUGCAGGCUUCCCUGACGGGACAGCACCAGACCGCCAUCGAAGAGUUGGAGGCCAAGCACAAAGAGGAGCUUGCCAGGGGCCAGGGCGAUGCGUCGUCGCAAGAGGCUGCCCUGACCGAGCUCAAGGCUGGCCACGAGACGGUGGUUGCUGACCUGCAAAAGAAGAUUGACGAACUCACCGCCUCGCACGAGGCGUUGGAAUCCGCAAACAGCGACAAGUCCCGCUCCGAGCAGCAGGCUCACAACACGCAAAUCGCAACGCUGGAGAGCGAGAUUGCUGAGCUCAAGGCCAGGCUCGAGGUGUCUGGCAAGGCUGCCGAGUCUACCAAGGGUGAGCUGGACUCGUUCAACGAGCAGCUUGCUCAGAUCCAGAGCGACCUGACCGCCAAAGAGACUGCCCUUGCCACAGCCCAGGAACAGAUUACCGCGCUCGAGGCCAAGUCUACCGAGGCGCACACUGCCCUGGCUGACAAGGAGAGCGAAAUCUCGAAGCUCAAGGCCAUGCACGACGAGCGCAUGAAGAACCUUUCGCAGGACUACGAGAACGAAAUCGAAAGCCUUCGUGGCGACGCCUUCUUCAAGCGCAAGUUUGAAGAGCUCGAGGCUCAGCACAAUGAGCUCAAGGCAUCAUCCGAGGAGGCGACCGCGAGCGGCGGCCAGGCCCUCGCCGCCGCAAAGGCAGAGCACGCCGCCGCUGUUGAGGCCCUGGAGAAGAAGGAGAAGGAGCAUCAGGAGACGCUCGACGCGCUGCGCGCGAGCCAUGCCGAGGAACUCGAGUCCGCCAAGACCGGCGCGUCGGCGGACAAGGAUGCUCACAUUGGCCAGAUCGAGACACUCAAGUCCCAGCACGCUGAAGAGCUGAACGUGGCCAAGGAGCAAAGCGAGGCUGCCCUCGCCAAGGAGCUGGAGGCCCUCAAGGUCUCUCACGCCGAGAUUCUCGAUGCGCUCCAGAAGGAGCAUGCCAACGAGAAGGAAACCACCACGGCCGCCCACCUCGCAGAACUGGCUUCUGCCAAGGACGCUGGCUCCAGUGCCCAUGUCGCCGAGCUGGACGGCGUCCGAGCCGAGCUCGAGGCAGCCAAGGCUGAGCUGGAGAAGGCGCAAGCCGAGAGCCUCGAGGCCGUGGAGGUGGCAAAGCAGGAGCUUGAGGAGAAACACUUUGCCAAGGUUGAGGAGCUCAUGAACUUUAACUCGGAUGUCAUGAAGCAGAUGGAGGCGAAGGGCGUCCAGGAAAGGCAGGAGCUGGAACAGAUGACGGCGGACCACUCCAAGUCUCUCGAGGAUGCCAUCGCCGAGUACAAGAACAGCAACACCAGCCUCGAGGACAAGAUUGCGCAGCAAGCGGAGGCCAACGCCGGCUUGGAGACGGCGCUGGAGGAUGCACAGGAAGCUCUCGCCAAGGCCCAGGCCGAGGUGGAGGAGAUGGGCCAGCAGCUCGCCCAUGAGAAGAUGGAGCGCAUGACUGCUCUUGCUGAUCUGGACGCCGUGAAGAGCGCCAAGCCGGACACCUCUGAGGCAGACGCCCUGCGCCGGGAGCUCGAGUCACUGAAGGAUUCGCACGGCGCGGCAAGCUCGUCUGUCGAGGCAACGCUCAAGGCCAAGCAGGACGAGCUCGACGCCGCCCAGGCGCAGCUGACGGCCGCCCACGAGACGCUAGCCGGGAUGAAGGACAGCCUGGAGCUUGCGCAAAAGGACCUCGAGGCACACAAGGCGGAAGCGGAGGCCCAAUCCAAGACGGCGCAGGCAGACUACAAGGACCUGAACGACAGUAUGACGGCACUGGUUGAGGAGGCCAACAACAACGCCAAGGAGCUACAGGCGAAGCUGUUGGACACGGUCAAGCGAGCCGAGGACAUUGAGGCGCGAGUGAACGAGCUCGAGGCGCAGCUCAAGGUCAAGGAGGCCGAGGUGGCCGAGGCAAAGGCGAGGGCCGGCAAGCCUAAGGGGCUGGCCAGCAGCCGAUAUGCCGACGCCGAGGGCGCCGACGAGUCUGCCGGGGCAAACGGCGACGAGCCGGAAGGUGAGGACGACGACGACGAAGACCACUCUUCAGCGGCAUUGGCUUCGCUAAGUAAAGCGCGCCUCACGGCGAAGCAGAUUGACGCCCUCGACCGAGAGAUGAGGGACCGCAACCUGCAGCUUCUCAACUCGAUCACAAACCCGGGAACCACGCAGACGUCGUAG
Messenger RNA from Purpureocillium lilacinum, 3453 nucleotides. RefSeq lists its product as uncharacterized. The record is from RefSeq and is a predicted model, not a curated record. NCBI's taxonomy places the organism in Eukaryota, Fungi, Ascomycota, Sordariomycetes, Hypocreales, Ophiocordycipitaceae.